This is a messenger RNA of Lepisosteus oculatus (spotted gar), 1136 nucleotides long. It is a transcript of the gene rpsa, whose product is annotated as ribosomal protein SA. Gene Ontology annotation, biological process: ribosomal small subunit assembly; cytoplasmic translation. The record is from RefSeq and is a predicted model, not a curated record. Gene Ontology annotation, cellular component: 90S preribosome; ribosome; cytosolic small ribosomal subunit. Lineage: Eukaryota; Metazoa; Chordata; Actinopteri; Semionotiformes; Lepisosteidae. Gene Ontology annotation, molecular function: structural constituent of ribosome; laminin receptor activity.
AUCUCGGCUCUGAUUGGUCCAAUCUGACGUAUAAAAUGAUGUCACUUCCUUUGCACGGCCUCUUUUAUUUCCUGGAGAAAUAGAUCUCCAUACGGCGUUGUCUCGUGCUUUCCCGUCGUUGCUUGUCCAAGGGAAGCUCUCACGAUGUCCGGAGGUCUGGAUGUGCUGCAGAUGAAGGAGGAGGAUGUGCUGAAGUUCCUGGCUGCCGGGACCCACCUGGGCGGCACUAACCUGGACUUCCAGAUGGAGCAGUACGUCUACAAGAGGAAGAGUGAUGGUGUUUACAUCAUCAACCUGAAAAAGACCUGGGAGAAGCUGCUGCUGGCUGCCCGAGCCAUUGUGGCCAUUGAAAACCCCGCUGACGUGUGCGUCAUCUCCUCCAGGAACACGGGGCAGCGCGCAGUCCUCAAGUUCGCUUCCGCGACCGGCGCCACCACCUUCGCCGGCCGCUUCACUCCCGGCACCUUCACCAACCAGAUCCAGGCGGCAUUCCGCGAGCCGCGGCUGCUGAUCGUGACCGAUCCCCGGGCUGACCACCAGCCGCUGACCGAGGCCUCCUACGUCAACAUCCCCACCAUCGCGCUCUGCAACACCGACUCGCCGCUGAGAUACGUGGACAUCGCCAUCCCCUGUAACAACAAGGGCCCUCACUCCGUGGGGCUCAUGUGGUGGAUGCUGGCCAGGGAGGUGCUGCGCAUGCGUGGGACCAUCUCCCGGGAGCACGCCUGGGAGGUGAUGCCUGACCUGUACUUCUACCGGGACCCGGAGGAGAUCGAGAAGGAGGAGCAGGCCGCUGCAGAGAAGGCUGUGGGCAAGGAGGAGUUCCAGGGCGAGUGGACGGCGCCCGUCACCGACUUCGCGCAGCCCGAGGUGGCUGACUGGUCCGAGGGCGUGCAGGUGCCCUCUGUGCCCAUCCAGCAGUUCCCUGCAGGGCCCCCUGUCAAGCGCGAGCCUGGAGCCACUGAGGUGUUUGCAGAGGACUGGAGUGCCCAGCCGGCCACAGAGGACUGGUCAGCUGCCCCCACUGCCCAGGCGUCUGACUGGGGCGGGGCUACCGCUGAUUGGUCCUGAGUGCCACCUGUCGCAGCAGCAAUUUUUUCUCAACAAACUCAAUAAAGUUUGCUGUUUCUUACGAA